This is a messenger RNA of Branchiostoma floridae (Florida lancelet), 3562 nucleotides long. RefSeq names its product protein transport protein Sec24A-like. The transcript has 26 exons. NCBI's taxonomy places the organism in Eukaryota, Metazoa, Chordata, Leptocardii, Amphioxiformes, Branchiostomatidae. Gene Ontology annotation, cellular component: endoplasmic reticulum exit site; COPII vesicle coat. Bases 1 to 3396 code for a protein of 1131 amino acids. Gene Ontology annotation, biological process: COPII-coated vesicle cargo loading; endoplasmic reticulum to Golgi vesicle-mediated transport; intracellular protein transport. The record is from RefSeq and is a predicted model, not a curated record. Gene Ontology annotation, molecular function: zinc ion binding; SNARE binding.
AUGGCCGAUCCACAGGCGCCUUUCCGGACGGGAGUCGCGCCUCCCCCACCCGCAGCCCAGCUGCAAAAUGGCCCCAGUACCAACGUGGGCAAACCCGUGCCAGAGUUACUCAAGCACAAGUUACACUACCAAGACCUGUGUUGGUCAAUGGGACACCCCUACUCCAGUCAGGCCCCCCCUCCAGCAAAUUCGACUCUCCCGCCUCACACAUCCUUUAGCAGCCAGCCAAACCAGACUGUACCAUCCAGCAGGGGUGGGCAGGGUGGCGUCCCUCCCCCUCCCCUACCCGGACAGACCUACACCCCCCAGCAGAGGCCCGCCGGACCUCCCCCCGCAGGUCAGCAGUAUGGACCGCCCCAGGGUCUGGCCCCCCCACCCACAGGUCCGAGGCAGCCUGGGCCCCCAACAGCGACCGUGGCCCCGCUAACCCAGGCAAACACCCACCUCACCCCAUAUUACCAACCCACGGGUCACGGGGACACACCCGGGUCCUCAGGUCCGCCCUCUGCAAGGUCGUCCACCGCGCCCUCCCCCAUCCCCACGCAGAACUUUGACGCCAUCGAGGGAGGCGGAGUCAUGACGUCCUUCCCCGGACCCCCUGGCACCCAGAUGGGCCCUCCCAGCGGUGCGCCCACCAGCCAGGCAGGGAGGAGACAGUACGCACAAGAUCCGUCAAUACCAUCAUCAGGAGGGCAGCAGCCGGUCAGGGUGAGCGGGACCAUGGCACCAGUCCCCAGCACCCAGGGGAGCUUCCCACCACCCCCCGGUGCACAGCCCCCACCCUCGGGUUAUGCACCCUAUGGCCAGGUCCCCCCUCCCCCCACCAGCAUGGGCACAGCACCCCCUCCCAGCAGUAAAGGCUACGGACCCCCUGGGGGACAGGGGAUGAUGCCCCCGGGCUCACAAGGAUCCAUGCCCCCACCCCCCUCAAGUAUGGGGCAGUACCAGGGGGGUGUACCCCCUCCCCCCUCCUCACAGCAGCAGGGUGGCAUGCCCCCACCCCCCACCAGUAUGGGACAGUUCCAGGGGGGCCUCCCCCCUCCAGGUCAGCAGAGACCCCCCAUGCCCCAGGGGGGAAUGCCCCCACCCCCAGGGCAGCAGCCUGGCAUGUACGGACAACAGAUGCAGCAGACCCCCAAUGACCUUGCGGGUCCGUUUGGCCGACUGACGGUUCAGGGCGGCGAGUCGCGGGCGGUCAACCUGCUGCAGAACCGGAACAUCUGCCCAACGGAACCGGUCGAACCACCCAAGGCCAACCUGAGGGACGACCUGAAGAAAGUCAACACCAGUCCCGACCUGUUCCGGUGCACCCUGACAACUCUGCCACAGAACCAGAACCUGCUGAACAAGUGCAAACUGCCACUGGGCAUCGUGCUGCAUCCCUUCAAGGACCUCUCCCAUCUGCCCGUGAUCACGUCCAGCGUGAUCGUUCGCUGUCGCUCGUGUCGGACGUACAUCAACCCCUUCGUCACCUUCAUUGACAGCAGGAGGUGGAAGUGCAAUCUCUGCUAUAGGGUCAACGAUUUACCAGAGGAGUUUAUGUACAACCCUCUCACCAAGAGUUACGGAGAACCACACAAGAGACCAGAGGUCCAGAACUCAACCAUAGAGUUUAUAGCGCCUUCAGAAUACAUGUUGAGGCCGCCACAGCCGGCCGUGUACCUCUUCGUGCUGGACGUAUCCCACAAUGCCGUGGAGAUGGGGUACCUGCACUCGUUCUGCCGCGUGCUGCUCGACGAGCUGGAGAGAUUACCGGGCGACGCGCGGACCUCCAUCGGCCUGCUGACCUUCGAUAAGGUGCUGCACUUCUACAACCUGGCCGAGGGGCUGUCCCAGCCGCAGAUGCUUAUCGUGUCAGACACAGAAGAUGUUUUCCUGCCAUCCCCUGACAACCUCCUGGUCAACCUGCAGGAGUCAAAAGAGGGGCCGGCGCUGCAAGUCGCUCACAAGCUCAUGACCCCCACAGGCGGUCGUGUGUGCGUGUUCCAAUCCUGUCUGCCGUCGCUCGGACCGGGAGCGCUCAAGCCACGGGAAGACCCCAACCAGCGAGCAGGAAAUGCCGCCCAGAAGUUCUUCUCUCGCGGGGAGAAGGAAAAGGAUGUGCAGCAUUUGGGACCUGCCACGGAUUUCUACAAGCGGAUGGCGCUGGAGUGUGCCGGUCAACAGAUCGCAGUGGACAUGUUCUUCAUGCCUGGGCAGUACACGGACAUCGCUACUUUGUCUGGUGUGGCGAAAUACUCGGGCGGCUGCACGUUCUACUUCCCAGGGUUCCACCCGGUCCGCGCCCCGGCGCAGGUCACGCGGUUCGAGCGCGACUUGCGCCGGUACCUCACCCGGAAGAUUGGCUUCGAGGCGGUCAUGAGGAUACGGUGCACGAGAGGCCUGAGUAUCCACACAUUCCACGGGAACUUCUUCGUGCGCUCGACGGACCUCCUCUCGCUGCCCAACGUGAACCCAGACGCCGGCUUCGCCAUGCAGGUGUCGAUAGAGGAGGCCCUGGUGGACAGCAGCACCGCAUGCUUCCAGGCAGCACUGCUCUACACCAGCAGCAAAGGAGAGCGGCGGAUCCGUGUGCACACCAUGGCGCUGCCCGUCAGCAGUAACAUCACUGAGAUCUACGCAGGGGCCGACCAGCAGGCCGUCGUGGGGCUCCUGGCUCGGAUGGCGGUGGACCGGUCCAUCAUGUCGUCCAUACGCGACGCGCGGGAGGCCGUCAUCAACGCCUGCAUCGACUGUCUGGCGCAGUACCGCAGCUCGGUUGCCGGGCAACAGCUGGGCGCGCUCAUGGCGCCGUGGUCGCUGCGCCUCUUCCCGCUCUACACACUGGCCCUGCUCAAGCACCCUGCGUUCCGCCUGGGCACGAGCACGCGGCUGGACGACCGGGUCAACACCAUGAACCAGCUAAAGGCGCUGCCUCUGGCGGCUAACAUCAUGGCGCUCCACCCGCACAUGUACGCUGUGCACAACCUUAAUGACGAGGGAGCCCUGACGAUCCGAGACCAGAUCAUCCCCCAGCCCCCGAUCCUGUCCCUGUCGUCAGAACGGCUCAGCAGAGACGGAGCCUUCCUACUGGACGAUGGAGAGGGCAUGUACAUGUUCGUGGGCCGGUCCAUCUCAGUCCGGUUCUGCACUGAUGUGCUGGGCACGGAGAGUUUUGCUGCUAUUCCUGAUGUGAUGUUUGAGCUCCCAGAGCUGGAUAACGCAGACUCGGAGCGUGUCCGGAGUUUCGUGGGCUGGCUCCGAGAACAGAGACCUUUCUUCCCGCCCCUGCAAAUUAUCAGAGAGGACAGCAGACAGAGGAUGGUGUUCCUGCAGCACCUUGUGGAGGACAGAUCCGAGUCCAUGUUCUCAUAUUACGAGUUCCUCCAGCACAUACAGAAGGAGGCCUGCAAGUAACGCCCCCUACCCCUCACGGCCUGAACUGCGGGGCCGAGACAGGCUCAAUUUUAUUGCAAAGUUCUGACGUAAUAAUUGCUUCAUGUAAAUUUCGCUUUAGUUAAACAAAUUUUGAAGGAUGUUAUAGAUACGAGCUUAUGUCAAUCUGUAUGAUAAUUUUGCGAAA